AUGGCUACAUCAUCUCUGGCUAAGUGGGCCAACGAGCUCAAGUGGGAAGAUGUCCCCGAUUCAGUUCGAAAAGCAGCACAGCGAUCAUUAUACAACUAUCUAGGCUGUGCUAUCGGUGGCUCUCACCAUCCAACUGUGUCAAAAGCUCAUCAGGCCUUGGAAUCGCUCUUCGGGCCGUCCACGUCCACGCUGCUGGGUCACCAUGGCUCCCAAACGCAGAAGAUCGAUGCUCAGCACGCUGCGCUGUUGAAUGGCAUCUCGUCGCAUGUUCAUGAUUACGACGAUACUCAUUUGGCUACCAUCAUCCACCCUGUUGGGCCUGUGGCAUCUGCAACGCUAGCUUUUGCGCAGCUCAAUGGCCAGGUAGUUUCUGGUCAACAACUGCUACUCGCACUCAUCGCCGGUAUCGAAGCGUCUUGCAAGCUGGGUCUUGCUGUUUGGCCGUCUCAUUACGACAUUGGCUGGCACAUAACGUCUACGACUGGUAGCAUUGGAGCUGCAGUCGCGAUCGCCAAGCUUGCGAAUUUGUCGCAAGAACAGACCGCGCAUGCUAUCGGUAUUGCAGCAACACAAGUCACUGGACUCCGAGAAAUGUUUGGAUCUGACACGAAAUCAUUCCAUGUCGGCAGAGCUGCACAAAAUGGCUUGCUGGCUGCACAAAUGGCAAGCAAAGGCUUCACGAGUAGCUUGGAGGCUAUAGAGGCGAAACGAGGUUGGGCAAAUGUCGUUGUUGGUCCUGAAGGAAAGCCCCAGCUCGAUCGAUACCUUUCGCCUGACAGCGAAGAUGGCCUCAGCCGAGUAUGGGAAGUUGAGCGGAACACAUUCAAACCUUUCCCUUGCGGCAUUGUCUGCCAUCCAGCUAUUGAUGCUAGCAUACAGAUCCAUCGUGAAAUGAAGGAGCAGAAUAUCUCAGUGAAAGAUAUCGAGAGCGUAAAAAUGCAAGUGCAUCCGCUAGUGAUCGAGCUCACAUCGAAGCGGCAGCCCAAAGAUGGACUGGAAGGGAAAUUCUCGGUAUUUCACGGCGCUGCUGUUGGCCUUAUUUAUGGCAAAGCUGGACCAGCCGAAUAUGAUGAUCAAGUCGUAGCAAGCUCUGCCGAGCUUCGAGACAAAAUCGAUGCCACAUCGAGCGAUGAAAUAGCAAGUGAUGCUGCAAAAGUGGUUGUUCAACUCCGAGACGGGAGCGAGUUGGAGAAAUUUGUCGAACACGCCGUUGGGUCGUUGAAUGUCCCAAUGACGGACGAGCAAUUGACCGAGAAAUUCGUGGACCAGUGCUCGUUGGUGCUAGGUAGAGACGGCGCCACACGAGCAAGUGCACUCGCUUGGAGUAUUGGCGACGCACCGGACAGUCGAGAAGUAAUCGAGCAGCUCUGAGCAUGUGAAAAUAUGACGUGAUUGUGGUCUGUGCGCAA
Pseudocercospora fijiensis CIRAD86 is the source of this 1409-nucleotide messenger RNA. RefSeq lists its product as uncharacterized. The record is from RefSeq and is a predicted model, not a curated record. The transcript is spliced from 2 exons. Lineage: Eukaryota; Fungi; Ascomycota; Dothideomycetes; Mycosphaerellales; Mycosphaerellaceae. Gene Ontology annotation, molecular function: lyase activity. Bases 1 to 1371 code for a protein of 456 amino acids.